Messenger RNA from Drosophila grimshawi, 1198 nucleotides. Its product is annotated as testis-specific serine/threonine-protein kinase 3. The transcript has 4 exons. Gene Ontology annotation, cellular component: cytoplasm. Gene Ontology annotation, biological process: intracellular signal transduction; protein phosphorylation; microtubule cytoskeleton organization. Bases 104 to 1093 code for a protein of 329 amino acids. Lineage: Eukaryota; Metazoa; Arthropoda; Insecta; Diptera; Drosophilidae. Gene Ontology annotation, molecular function: tau-protein kinase activity; ATP binding; protein serine/threonine kinase activity. The record is from RefSeq and is a predicted model, not a curated record.
AAACUCUUAAUGAUACUUUGGAUUUUGUUCGACAACAGCACUCGACGAGUUCGUUAACAUCCUGGUGCAGGUUGACCCAAAUCAGAUUGGUGGACCAUUUUAAAUGGCGACCGCUCCAAAACGAAAGGGUGAUCCAGUUACUACAAAUUCAUCGCAAGAUUUAGUCACUGAUCAGAAUUCGGGCCGACGGGUUGAGCAGAAGGUUUACACGUUCAAUAGCGAGAAAACCAACCAGGCAAAACCUUCCACUCCUGCGACCAAAGAUGAGAAGACCAAGCCACAGAAGACCAUUCUCGAGGAACAUGGCAUCAUAUUGGGCAAGGUGAUUGGCACGGGUAAUUAUGCUAAGGUCAAGAUCGGUUUCUCCGAGGAAUACGGCAAGCGCGUGGCCGUCAAAAUAAUUUCCAAGGUCAAAGCUCCAUCCGAAUACACGCAAAAGUUUCUACCACGCGAAAUUGAGGCUGUCAAGGGUCUGCAUCAUGAUAAUCUCAUAACAUUCUAUCAAAGCAUCGAGACCAGUCAUAGAGUAUAUUUGAUAAUGCAGCUGGCUGAGAACGGCACAUUGCUGGAUUAUGUGCGCGAUAAGAAAUAUCUGGAUGAGGCGCAGUCGCGCACUCUGUUUAGGCAAUUGAUCAGUGCUAUUGAGUAUAUACACAGCAAGGGUGUCGUGCAUCGGGAUAUAAAGUGUGAAAACUUAUUGCUAGAUGAUAACUGGAAUCUGAAGCUAAUCGAUUUUGGAUUUGCGCGCAAGGACACGCGCACCACCGAGAAUCAGGUGGUGCUGUCAAAGACCUUUUGCGGCAGUUAUGCCUAUGCAAGUCCAGAGAUAUUAAAAGGAGUUGCUUACGAUCCAUUUAUGUCAGAUAUUUGGGCUUGUGGCGUCGUCUGCUAUGCGAUGGUCUUUGGUCGCCUGCCCUAUGACGGAUCCAAUGUACACAUAUUGCUGAAACGCAUUAAUCAGUCGCUGGUGUUCCCCAAAAAUCCAACGGCUUCCAGCGAAUGCAAGCAUAUGAUUAUGCAUAUAUUGGCACCCGUUAAGAUCAGAUAUAAUGUGCCGCAAAUUAAGGAAGAUCCUUGGUACGGUCAUAAAUAAUUCUGACACCAGUCCAGUUCUCUCGCUGUCAUCGUAACAAAAACAAAAUUUUUAGUUAAUAAAUCUGCUUAAUUAGGUCAAGAACAUUAAAAUUUAUUCACGAAA